Penaeus chinensis is the source of this 924-nucleotide messenger RNA. RefSeq lists its product as uncharacterized. The transcript has 2 exons. Lineage: Eukaryota; Metazoa; Arthropoda; Malacostraca; Decapoda; Penaeidae. The record is from RefSeq and is a predicted model, not a curated record. Bases 101 to 907 code for a protein of 268 amino acids.
CAGACUGUGGAUUGCAAAGUGAAGUUGAACAAAGCUUGAAAGCAGCUUCUAAGCUCUCAUUCUCAGCAGUAUUUCAAUAAUUUAGUAUUAUAUAUACGCCAUGUUCUUAUUACAUAUGGUGAGGACCAUGUCCUUCCAGGAAGCAUAUUACAGGAUAAGGUGGAACGCCCUUCGGGAUAAGUUCCCCUACGAGCACAGGCUGGUCGAAGAUGUCCCAGAAGUCAUGCAGACCCUGCUGCUCUACGUGGCCAUGUGGAAGCCUCACCUUCAUGACAUAUUUCCCCUCCCGCCAAAUGCUUACGCAUUGGAAAAGCGUCUCAAGUUUAGAAUCGUUUACGGCGAGUUCCCCUGGAGCACAGAGCUCUUUUCCGACGGAUCGCCCAGUUUCCGGGUGCAGGCUGGGGUGGCCCUGCUGGUGGUGAAGGAAUACGUCGCCAGCCUCGAGGUCGCUCUCCUGGACCCGCCGGAGGCAUGGCACAGUGUGGGAGAGACGCUCAUGAACUAUCACGAGCAGCCCUUCCUCACGAUAAUCCCCUACAGCGUUGUGAGCGACGUCAAGCCCUUGCUGAAGAAAAUGACCAAAGGGCAGUCGGCCUUGCUUGAUCAAAUUGUCUUUCUCAUGCGUGCCAUUGCCAAGGAUCAACACGGGCAUGUUAACGGCGACCAGCUUCUCCAGCUAGCCAGAUUCUGGGCAGUGGCGAUAGCGCGGCGCCACAGCAUCAAGGGCCGCCUUCGAUGCACUUUUCUUAGCAAGAAUAGGUAUUUUGAAGGCAUAGCUCGUGUGCUCUUCACGCUUGCUUACUGGAAUAUAAGGGAGAGAGAGAAUCCCUUCAGCAGGGUCUUUCAACUAAACAGGACUCUUUCACCAGAGGCACUAGACUUGAGCGAUGUAAGGGUAUCUCUAUAGAGACCAAAUUGUGUUAU